AUUAAGAGCUCACAACUAAGAGUAGGAAGACGACGGGAGAGGUCAGGCGACCUCCCGCAGCCCAGCGCAUCCCCCGUCAAAAGGGGUGGGGGGCAAACGGAAAAAUUAGGUUUAAAUUCUGAAAGGAUAGGUGGUUUGGGCUCUCAUGUCGGAAUUCAAGGCGGUGCCACCACCACCAUUCAAGGCAUUAGCACCGCUCUACAAGCAGCGAUCGUGGUCUCCUGACACUUAUCGUGAUGAAGCUUGGUUAAAGCGGAAAGGAAACUACAGGAAGAGUCGACGAAGUCGGAGUGUCACCGACGAAGACCUCGACGAGCUUAAGGCAUGUAUCGAAUUGGGUUUCGGAUUCGAUUCUCCAGAUCUAGAUCGCAAGCUAUCCGAUACUUUGCCCGCUCUAGGUUUCUACUAUGCCGUCAACAAGCAAUAUAGUGAUAGCAUCUCUAAGUCAUCAUCCUCAGCUACACCUUCAGAAUGCGAUCCGUCAUCUCCUCCUGGAAGUCCUCACACCAUCUUCAACCCUGGAGACGAUCCUCGGACGGUGAAGGCGAGAUUGAAGCAGUGGGCACAGGUGGUUGCUUGUUCGGUGCGACAAUCUUCUCACUGAUUUCAGAUGAACAAAACCCGAAUCUUCUCACUGAUUUCAGACGAACA
This is a messenger RNA of Telopea speciosissima, 651 nucleotides long. RefSeq lists its product as uncharacterized. NCBI's taxonomy places the organism in Eukaryota, Viridiplantae, Streptophyta, Magnoliopsida, Proteales, Proteaceae. Bases 146 to 604 code for a protein of 152 amino acids. The record is from RefSeq and is a predicted model, not a curated record. The transcript is spliced from 2 exons.